AUGAAGAGAAAUUCUCUGAUAUUAGAAUCUUCUUCGAGUUACUUAUAUCCAACAAUGUAAGAAAAUAAUAGCUUCAUUAUUCAUAAAAAAAAAAUAAAUAGUAAUAGUAAAAAAAGAUAUAAUUUAAGUAACUCUAAAAUAAGAUCAAGCUUAGGUGACUUAAGUGAUGAUAAUAUAAACCCAAAGGACAAAAAUAUUAUCAAUUAACUUAUUAAUGACGAAAGGUAGCAUAAUUAGAAUUUGAGUAUUAUUUAAUAAAAUACUAAUUAUCGAUUUGCAGAGCCUAAAUUGACCAAUUUUAAAAAAUUACUUAAUGCUAAUAUUACAAAAUGCUAUAACUUUAUCAAUAAUAAUAAGAAGUAGAAUUAUUGUGUAAAGGAUACGUUUGUGCAGGAAAAGCUUAGCAAAACUCCUAGAAACAACGAUUAACUAAUUAUAGAUAACUCUAUUAAUGAAAACUCAACAUAAAACUAUUUAAAACAAUCUAUUUUCGAAUAAAAUUAAAGCCUUUGUAAGGAAGCUCCUUAACAUGACUUAAUUUUUAAAAAUAAUUAAGGAAACUUUAGCUUUUAUGAUUAUUCUUCAAAUUUAGAACCUACAAAACUCGGAUCUCAAACUGAAAGAGGAAUAUUAGAUACAGAUAAUUAUUAAAAAUAGUAAUAACAAAAAAUAGUAACAGUUGCUUCUUUUAAAUCAAAAAAUAGAUCAAAAUACUCUUCAUAGAAAAAGGAAAAUAAAAAAUUAGAAGAUGUUUUUAUAAAUAGAAAUAAUGAUAAUGAUUCCUAUAAUUUUAUUUUAAAUGAACAAAAAAGAAGCUAGACGACUAUGUAAAGAUAAUUUAAAAAAUAAAAACUAGAUAAUAAUAAAGCAAAGGAUACUUAUUUUGUGGACUAAGAGUUUCAAUAUAAAAGCUUAUUUGAUUCAACUAAGGACACUAAAAGAAAAUCAGAUAGCUUAUAUGAUACUUAUUGUACAGAAUACAUUGAUUGCUAGAGUGAAACAGAUGACAUAACCCUCAAGCAAAAAUAUGAUUUGGAAAAUUUCAAGAGCCAAUACGAAAAUAAUAUAAAGGGUCAAUUCGAAUACAAAAAAUGA
Molecule: messenger RNA, 1095 nt
Organism: Tetrahymena thermophila SB210
Lineage: Eukaryota; Ciliophora; Oligohymenophorea; Hymenostomatida; Tetrahymenidae
Product: cation channel family protein
Exons: 2
Source: RefSeq, a predicted model, not a curated record